This is a messenger RNA of Phlebotomus argentipes, 6027 nucleotides long. Its product is annotated as NACHT and WD repeat domain-containing protein 2. The record is from RefSeq and is a predicted model, not a curated record. The transcript is spliced from 5 exons. The coding region runs from base 116 to 5227 and encodes 1703 amino acids. NCBI's taxonomy places the organism in Eukaryota, Metazoa, Arthropoda, Insecta, Diptera, Psychodidae. Gene Ontology annotation, molecular function: protein binding.
GAGAUCACUUACAACUAGAUUCCCCUAAUAGGAAGAGAAGUACGGGACAAAUUCAGUGAAAAGAGGAAAGAUAAGUGUUUGUGCGACAGAAAUCCUCGGAUAGAAAGACGCCAGGAUGGAUGACAGGACGAUUGAUCACAUUUUUGCCGGCUCGCUGGAACAUUUGCCGCCAGUGAGCUCCAAAAUUGUGCGCAUUUUCACAAGUUCGACCUUCACAGACACCACGAUGGAGAGGAACACGCUGAUGGCAAAGUGCUAUCCCCGCAUUAAGGACUACUGCAGAGAGAAGCAUGGAUUGGAGUUCCAGGUUGUGGACAUGAGAUGGGGUGUUCGUGACGAGGCCACAGAUGAUCACAUGACAACGGAAUUGUGCAUGAGAGAGAUCCAGAAUUGUCAGCGUCUAUCCAUGGGACCGAAUUUUGUGGUCUUCCUUGGACAGAAGUACGGCUAUCGUCCAAUUCCAACUCUAAUUCUCUCAUCAGAACUGCUCCUGAUAAGAGAUGAAUUGGCCUCGAUGGGAAUCGAUGUCAUCCUUCUGGACACUUGGUAUAAGAAAGACAGCAAUGCUGUGCCUCCAAUUUCCGUGUUACAACCAAUUUCGUCAAUUCUCAUCAACUUCAACAACAAACGUGUGCCGAAGUUGCAAGCAGAGGAUCAGGCCAUUUGGUGGGACACACUCACGAAAAUGCAGAAGCUCUUCCGCAAGGCCACAGCCUCUCUGCACGCCGCCGGGAAGCUGGACAAGGAUCAAAUGCACAACUACUUCAUGUCCGUCACCGAACGUGAGGUCAUCAAUGGAAUUCUCAACGUGAAGAACACGAAGAACCAUUGCUUGGCGUAUGUGCGCUACAUCAAUAACAUCAACUUGCAGAAUCUCAAGAAAGCUGGACUCUUCGUGGACAUCAUCAAUCGCAGUCUGGACACGGAGGCGUGCAAGUUACUCGCCAAUCUGCGUGACGAGCGAUUGCCCAACAAAAUUGAGACAACCAACAUCCAGAAGUACACAGUGGAGUGGAUUGGACGAGAAGGACUCGAUACCGAGACUCAUGAAGAGUAUCUUAACCACUUCAUCUCCCACUUCUACAAGAACAUCAUUAAAUUGGUGGAUCGGGCCAUGCGCAAGGAGGACUCGAGUGCCCAAGGACAGAUCGUGACGGAAAUCCUACAGCACCUGCAUGCGUGCAACAACGCCGACAAGGUCUUCUAUGGACGCGAGGACGAGUUGGCCCACAUCAAGGGCUACAUGCUGGGCGACUCUGAAAAGCCACUCGUGCUAUAUGGCGAGGGUGGCUGUGGAAAAACCUCACUGUUGGCCAGGAGUGCAGCACUCUUCAUGAAGGAGUGGUUCAAGGAUGCUAAACCCAUCAGCAUCAUCCGCUUUCUCGGCACCACACCAGACUCCAGUGCCCUCACGCCCACACUCAUUUCCAUCUGCCAGCAGAUCUCCUACAAUUACAUGCUCCCCUUCGAGAGCAUCCCUGACGAUCUGGUGCCCCUCACAGCUCACUUUAAGCAACUGCUCACGUACGCCAGUCCCGCUCAGCCCCUCACACUCUUCCUCGACUCGGUGGAUCAGCUCACGGGCGCCCAGGAUGCCAACAAAGUCUCCUGGCUGCCUACGCGAAUUCCACCAAACUGCAAAAUCAUCGUCUCAUGCGCCAAUGAGGAGUCCAACCCCACAGUCUCCCGGGAAUACCAUCUGCUGCGUCGCAUGAUCGAUGUGGAGGAUAAUUUCGUGGAGGUUCGUGCUCUCGGUGAGGAGCUGGCCAUGAAUGUCAUUAGGAUGUGGAUGAAGACAGCGUGCAGGGAUCUCAACAAUUAUCAGUGGCGCCUCGUGGCCAAUGCCAUCGCCAAGUGCUCCUUACCCAUUUUCGUGAAGCUCGUCUUUGCUGAAAUUUGUCGCUGGCGCAGCUAUACUCGUCCCCAGGACACCCACUUGGCAUCCACAGUUAUGGACAGCAUCAUGAUGCUCUUUGAGCGCAUUGAGAAGCAACACGGACGCAUUCUCGUCUUCCACGCACUUGCUUACAUCACAGCCUCCAAAUCUGGCCUGUCUGAGAGUGAAGUUGAGGAUCUCAUCUCUCUAGAUGAUCGUGUGCUGGACGACGUCUUCCAGUAUCACUUGCCGCCUGUAAGGAGAAUUCCACCUCUGCUCUGGACACGAAUCCGCAACGAUCUGCCCAAUUAUCUCAGCGAGAGAGAGGCCGAUGGCGUCAGUGUGAUGAACUGGUACCAUCGCCAGUUCCGAGACACAGCACGUGAGAGAUACUUCAAGAACAUGAACAUGGCCAUGUACUUCCACUCUUCCAUCGCUGAUUACUAUCUGGGCAUCUGGGGCGGUGGGAAUCCCAAACCCUUCAAAUUUACAGAGAUCCAACGCCAUCGCUUUGGACUCACUGAGAAAGAGGGCUCAGCUGACAGGAAGGUUCCCGUGCAGCCCCUUGUCUUCUACAACAAAGACGGGAAAGUUUCCCGAUACAAUCUCCGCAAAUUCGGCGAAUUGCCUUUCCAUCUCGUGCGAUCUCGUCGUUUCACUGAUCUCUAUGAAAAUGUCCUCUUCAAUUAUGACUGGUUGCACGCCAAGUUGUCUUCUUGUCCACUGCAGGCUGUUCUGGCUGAUUUUGAGGACGCUUCCUCCAACAUUGACGACAAAGAUGCGCGACGAGAAUUGAUGCUGGUGGCUGAUGCUCUGCGACUCGGUGGAGCCAUUCUGGCGGUGUAUCCAAAUAUGCUAUCACCUCAGCUGAUUGGUCGACUUUUGCCAGAGAUCGGAGGAAAUCCCAAUAUCAAGAUGUUGCUGAGUGCAUGUGAUCGCAGUGGUCCCAAGGACUGCUCUUUGAUUCCCCUCAAUCACUGUCUCCACACCCCUGGAGGUCCUCUUAAGUACUCCCUGGAGGGCCAUCAAUUUGCCGUCUUCGCUUUUGUCCUCACCAGCGACUAUCGCUACAUGGUGUCCAUAUCCACGCGCUUCAUCACAUGGGAUCUCUCAACGUCUGACCUCACGCGCGAUGUCAACCCAGGCAUCGAGGGAAUUAUGCAGCAGCUGGUGCUAUCGCCAGACAAUAAAUGGGCGGGCGCGUACACCAAUAACAACCAAACUGUACUGCUCAAUAUGCUCUCCAGUGAAUUCGUCAUCAUUGACAACCCCUUCGAGGCGUCUGAUCAAGUCACCGGCGUAUUCCUCCUCAAUCAGAAUCUCUUCAUCCACACGAAGCUCAAGUGGGCCAGAUUUGAUAUGCGUGGAAAUUUGCAGGAGAAAUUUGACGCUAUAAAUGUGACUGAUGAGUGGGAAAUUCUCCUCAUGGAGUUCUACUCCAUCAAUGAGUACCACGUGGUGUACUGGACAGGGCAGAUCAGCAAUGAGAAGUUGCGAUUUGACACUUUCCGCGAAGGCUUCACGAUUCCAGCAAUGAACUUCCACAGCGCCAUGGCCAUGAAUCGUGAUCGCACAAGCUUGUUCUGCUGCACCCACGACAAUGACUACCAAGUCACAGCAUACCAGCUGGAUGGUGAUCAUUGGCGCGAGGAGAAAUCCCUGUCACGCUAUGAGAAUGACGAGAAAGAGAUGCUUCUGCAGUUGAAGCUGGAUCAGCACGAUCGAAUGCUUCUGGGCACAGCAGGCAAAGGCUUUGUCAUAUGGGAUCUGGACCCAGACAAUCCUAUCUCCACUGAUGUCCUCUAUCUGGCCCUGCCGCACGGAGUGCGAAACAUCACCACACGCAUGAUGCAGUCCAACUCAGUGAUGGUCAGCAGUCAGCUUAAUUACGCUGUCGCCGGAGUGCGAAAGAAUCUCUACGUUUGGUGUCUGGAGUCGAAGCAACUCAUGAAAAUCCUGGACGCCCACUUUGGCCGGAUCAUACAAUUAGAGGCACUCACCAUUGGGAAUUGGAAUAGCGUGAUCACGUCCAGCAUCGAUCGCAGUGUCAAAGUUUGGAAUAUCAACAAUAUCUUUGAACAGGUGCAUGUGAUCGAUCGACAUGAGCUGCAGAUCGACAGCAUUAGUCUGUCUCAGGAGACAGACUUUGCCGUCACAGUGACUAGAGGAUGUGUGGGCGUGUGGGAAAUUCGCCAGGGAAGACUCCUUUCCAAGUUGGCCGAUUCUCCACUGGGCGCCAUUGUCACACACGCUGAGAUUACUCCCGACGGUCGAUAUAUCCUUUCCUCGGAAACGGGAAAGAUCCUCAUAUGGAAUCGCGUGUCUGAGCAGGUGCUCUUCCGCGAUGACCAACCAGGCAUUCAACAGAUCACAUUCCUUGAGGGCGGUGAGAAAUUCAUCACAGUCUCCUGUCCCAACAUCACUAGCACCGAGGAUCAGAAUAGACUCACGGCGAUCGCGACUGUGAGAACCAUUCCAGAUGGUCAGAUACAGUUCUCAUUUGAUUUCCCGGUGCGAAUGGUGCCGGGAAUUCCCUUCCGCUGUGCCGUGAUCACGGCUGAUGGGAUGCACAUUGUCGUGGCUACGACGGACAAAGGCAGCAAGGAUUGCAUUGGAGUGUAUAGUGCCACCAAUGGUUCCCACAUCCAGAAGAUCACACUCAAGGGCUGCAAUAUCAAAGAGAUCAUCUCUCUUGUGCCACUGCCGCACAAGCCCAACCAGGUGGCCGUGAUCUCCACAGAGAAAGGCAGCGUGAUCGACAUCAAGACAAAGCGUCAUGUGAGAUCUGUGCCCAAAUGGCAGGGCAGCUGCACGAAGGACGGCAAGUUCGGUCUCUACGCGCCAUCACGCGGUGGCCUGGAGCUUCUGGAGUUGCGCAAAGGCACCACUGUCAAGACCUUCAUUCCCAAAGUGGCUGAGGGCGUCUUCACUGUGAUUUGCAUGUUCACAGACACUGAUGAAUAUGUGCUGUACUAUCACAGUGGCAAGAAGACUCUGCGUGUCUUCCGGGCCUCAGACACUGAGAUGAUCGCCAACUAUCGUCUGCAAGCAGAGUUGACGGCCAUCAGGAGCACAAAAGAUGGUCGUGGAGUGGUUCUAGGCACUGUUGACGGCUGCUUAUCUGUCCUCGCCAUUGCCGAUCCAAAUCUCCCAGAGAUGCUCGAAUAUCUCCAGAAUCUCCCAUCUCGCGAUGAGCAGUGGAAGAAGAAGCUGGCUCGCAUCAAGGCACGCACGAGAUUCAAGGCGGCAAUCAGAAUUGCCCGAAUCUCCACACGAUUCUCCAAACACACCGGCGAUCGUGAAAGUGUCCUCGGCGACAUUGACACCAUAUCCGAAUUUAAUGAUGACUAAUAAAACAGAAAGAGUAAAAUAUAAUCAUCACUUCUACUAAUAAAAUUUUAUUUUUACUUUCUCCUGAUAUUAAUCUUAUGUCAUCAGUUAUUGUUAGUCUCAAAAAUUACUAUCUGCUUUUCUACCAUGUUUUCACUACACGUGAUCUCUUUUAUUUUUUUCUUCAUCUUCUUCUCAUCAACUAGAAUAAUUUAACUUGAUAUUAAAGUCAGUAGUAUAAUUAUUGUGUUAUCCUUGCAAUAGUAAUUAGGUAAUUGAAAAUUCUUCAGGGGUAUUGGCAAAAAUAACUAUAAAUGGAAAAAUACUAAAUGUGGUAAAAAGAACAUGACAUUUAAUUAACACUAAGAUGGAAAUUUUAUGGGGUCCACGAAAUUGCUUAAUUUAGGAAUCCUUUCUUUCUCUUUUUUUCUCCUUGUGUGUGUGUGUGUCUGACAUCAACAUUUUCACUACAUGAUGUAUGUUGGCUACACCGUUGCUCAUUUUUUUUCACUAUCUCAACGUAAAUAGGCAUUAACAAUACAUUAUAAUAUAAAUUUGCAAUAAAUAUUUCAUGUGUAACAAGGGACAUAGAAGUAAUAUAUAGAUGUAAUGAAAGGAAACAUCAUCGUAGAAACAAUGAUGAUCCAUAGAGAAAGAUACUAAAUGCAAUUUAGAGAUUUUCAGUUAAAACUAAACAAAUAAUGAAAAACAUGUGAAUAUACCCGCUUUUAGGGUGCUUCAGCAUUUCGAUCUUGCAUUGUAGGGAAAAUUCACAAAUGUGGGAAAUAAGAAACUGAAUAAAAAUAUUACGCAGCUAUGGA